UGUGUUAUGUGCAUCCAAAUGAGAACUCCUUCUCCUUCUCCUCUCACGCUUCUUAUCUGCAACCUAUUCUUAUUAUCACUCUUCUCUCAAAUUUCACAUGCAACUGACACCAUCACCCAGGACCAGCCACUCUCCGAGGGCACAACCUUGGUUUCGAGAGACGGAACCUUCGAGUUGGGUUUCUUCAACCCGGGAGCCUCCAACAACCGCUACGUGGGAAUAUGGUACAAAAACAUCGCUGUCAGAACCGUUGUUUGGGUCGCCAACCGCGACAACCCUAUCAAAGACAACUCCACCAACGCCAGGUUACUCAUAACCCAACAUGGAAACCUCGUAGUCCGCACCGACAACGACACUCUCCUCUGGACAACAAACGCAACCACGAAGCUUUCGAAUCCAAUUGCGCAGCUCUUGGACACGGGAAACUUGGUGAUAAGAGAUGCCAAGGAAGAGAGCGUUUUGGUGUGGCAAAGCUUUGACUUUCCUUGCGACACGCUUUUAUCGGGAAUGAAGCUUGGGUGGGACCUGAGAAGGGGUCUUAACCGGCGUCUUACUUCUUGGAGAAACUGGGACGACCCAUCUUCGGGGAACUUGGUUUUGGAAGUGACGUUAGGAAGCAAUCCUGAAAUUGUGACAUGGAAGGGUGGCGUUGAGUACUUCAGGACUGGGCCUUAUAAUGGGCUUCAGUUCAGUGGAGUCUACGGGCCCAGGAACAACCCGCUUUACGAUUACGUCUUUGUCAACAACCAAGACGAAGUCUACUUCCAAUACAUCCUCAGGAAUAGUUCCGUUGUUUCUUUAAUCGUCAUGAACCAAACCCUUAGUCUUCGUCAACGUCUCACUUGGAUUCCCGAAACAAAGACUUGGACCGUUUACCAGUCCUUGCCGCGGGAUAGUUGUGAUGUUUACAACGUUUGUGGGCCCAAUGGGAACUGCCUCAUUGCUGGGUCGCCCAUUUGCGAGUGUUUAGAGGGGUUUGGGCCGAAGUCGGCCCAGCAGUGGAACGCGAUGGACUGGAGGCAAGGGUGUGUGCGCAGUGGAGAGUGGAGGUGUGGGGUUAAAGAUAAAGAUGGGUUUCGUAGGAUUGGUAGUAUGAAAUUGCCGAAUACUACGUUUUCUUGGGUUAAUGAAAGUAUGACACUUGAGGAGUGCAGGGUCAAGUGUUUGAAAAAUUGUUCGUGCACGGCUUAUUCGAACUUGGACACGAGGGGAAGAGGUAGUGGGUGUUCCAUUUGGGUUGGUGAUCUUAUUGAUUUGAGGGUUGUAGAAAGUGGGCAAGAUUUAUAUGUUCGAAUUGCAACUUCGGAUACGGAUGGUAAACAUGGGAAUCAGAAAAAGGUUGUCGUGGUAGCGGUUGCUAUCGUAGCUUCGUUGGUCUCUCUGAUGUUAUUGGCAUUCUGUAUUUAUAUGACCAGAAAAAGAUAUAAAGGAAAAACAAGAACAAGAAUGUUAACGGAGCAAAAAGAUCAAGGAGGACAAGAAGAUUUGGAGCUUCCUUUUUUUGAUCUUGCCACGAUAGUUAACGCUACUAACAACUUUUCAAUUGAUAAUAAGCUUGGUGAAGGUGGUUUUGGACCUGUAUAUAAGGGUAUAUUAGUAGACGGACAAGAAAUAGCAAUCAAGCGACUUUCAAGAAGUUCAGGACAAGGAUUGAAAGAAUUUAGGAAUGAAGUUACAUUGUGUGCCAAACUCCAACACCGAAAUCUUGCUAAGGUUAUUGGUUAUUGCAUUGAAGGAGAGGAAAAAAUGUUACUCUAUGAAUACAUGCUGAAUAAAAGUCUUGAUUUAAUUAUUUUUGAUUCCAUUCAAAGAAAAUUUUUAGAUUGGCCAAUGCGCUUGAACAUUUUGAAUGCAAUUGCUCGGGGACUUCUUUAUCUUCAUCAAGAUUCUAUAUUAAGGAUCAUACACAGGGAUUUGAAAGCAAGUAACAUUUUAUUAGACAAUAAUAUGAAUCCAAAAAUUUCAGAUUUUGGUCUUGCUAGAAUGUGUGGAAGCGAUCAAGUUGAAGGGAGUACAAGCAUCAUAGUUGGAACACAGCAUGGAAAUUGUGGAAAAAUGGUACUCCAGAGAAAUUGAUUGAUGUUUGUUUGGAAAACUCAUGUAAUAUAUUUGAAGUUGUGCGAUGCAUUCAAAUUAGUCUUCUAUGUCUACAACAUCAUCCAAACGAUAGGCCG
Messenger RNA from Cajanus cajan (pigeon pea), 2174 nucleotides. NCBI's taxonomy places the organism in Eukaryota, Viridiplantae, Streptophyta, Magnoliopsida, Fabales, Fabaceae. The record is from RefSeq and is a predicted model, not a curated record.